Lycium barbarum (goji berry) is the source of this 1944-nucleotide messenger RNA. RefSeq lists its product as uncharacterized. Lineage: Eukaryota; Viridiplantae; Streptophyta; Magnoliopsida; Solanales; Solanaceae. The record is from RefSeq and is a predicted model, not a curated record. The transcript has 3 exons. The coding region runs from base 1243 to 1944 and encodes 233 amino acids.
UUUUGGUCCAUCAGUAGUCAGAGAAUACAAAUGGAUCUUCAGGGAAUUUGUAUGGACCCUUGUUCCGAGUUCUUUAUUCUUCUGUAUUGCUUUCGUCACAAGAUGCUCUGGCUUUGUUUACCCUGUCUGUCUACUUUUUUCUCACUAAAAAUGCAUGGAUAAGUCUCUACCUGUUAAUCAUAAGUCUGAUUUGUAAAAUAAAAAACAAAUUCACCAUGCAUUUUGAAUGUCGUAACUAUUUCAGUAUAUGUUGAAUGGGAAUUUUACUCUAUGUAGACUAUUAUGUUUAAUGUUUCCACAUAAAUGAAUAAUAUUGUGUGAUUGCAAUAUAUUUUGUUGCCUAUUGUGGUUGGAAAAUCAGGCUUCUAUUGGCAGUUAUUUUGCUCCUUAGUUGGAAGAAGAGAAAAGGGAAGCUAUUAAUUUAAACAAUUUCAUAAAGCUUGGUUUAUCAAAAGGAAAGGAACAUGAGAGACUUUCUCAACUUGAAGAGGAUAUGUACUUUUUAAGUCCAUGAAACUAGCUCUCAACUCACUGAUGGGAUCAUAAACAUUUUGCUUUCAUGAAGAUAACAGCAAAAUUAAGCUAUUGUACUUGGAAAAACUACAUCAAAUCCUUGAUAUGCAUGAAUGUACAAUUAAGUAGGAUAUGUACUUUUUAAGUCCAUGAAACUAGCUCUCAACUCACUGAUGGGAUCAUAAACAUUUUGCUUUCAUGAAGAUAACAGCAAAAUUAAGCUAUUGUACUUAGAAAAACUACAUCAAAUCCUUGAUAUGCAUGAAUGUACAAUUAAGUAGAGCUGAGUCAACACAUUUUUCCUCUGCACAAAUGAUCUUUGUUUGUUCCAUAUCUGGUGUUUAUGCUAUCAAUUUGUGGGCUUCUUAACUGUCUGAUACAAACAGAAACACAUACAUCUAAAGCUCUAUAAUUUUAUCAAAGGUGGAAUAGUUGUCUUGCAAGAUUUCUCUUAUUUUACUUGAGAAAAAACAUGUCUUUUGUACUUGUUACAAGAAAGUUUGUACUUAUCCUUGAUAAUUGAGCCUCUCGGAUAAAUUCAUUAUCUUCUUCCGACUUAAAUCCAUGAAAAACCAUGUCUGCAUUUGGUAGUUGUAACACGGAAUCCACUUUAUUUUUCAGAAUUAAACCUCUCGGAUUAAUUUUAUAUCAUUUGCUUCCAACUUUGGUUUACGGAUUUUAUGUUUAUUUGGCUCUAUAUCGCUGAUAGAAUCCCAUCUCUAUUAGACUAUGACAUUUUUUUUUAAUUCUCUAAUAUUGACGAGAUUAAACCCUUACAGGCACCUCAGGCGGGAUUUGACCUACUACCUUAAACACAUACCUUGCAAAGUUGCAUUAAUUGGUGAUAAUUUAUUCGUGAAGGUUGUGAGACCUUAUUCCAUAGUUGAUGCUGACAACAUAGAGCAUAAGUUAUACUUUUCUGUGUCCAAACAAGUACCCUUGGCACCUCCUCCAAAUGCAGAGAACACAGAGCAGUCUGUUGUUUCAGUAAACUAUUCAGGUUCUGUGGAAAGCUCUGAAAUACCAGAGAAUGAAGCGGUCAUGUAUAAUCAACCGGAGAAUAGCACUUCACACAAAGAUUUUAGUGCCAAUUCUAUGCAAGAAAGAUCAGGUAGGUCUUCCAGAAGAGAUAUAAAGCAUUCAAUCCCUCCUGUUUUCCAGAAAGAACGCAGACCACUGACAUCAUGGAGAUCCUCUAAUACACCAUAUCUUUGUAUUGCUUGUGGAGCAAAGACAGAACUAUAUAUCAAGGAUUCAAUGAGAUUCAGUUUCUCAGAAAUACAGCUGGUCAUUGCUGCAAAGGUGCGGAAUGAAGCAAACACACAAGGGUUUUCCGAGUUUCAUUCUGAAGUUUAUGUUUUGAGCUUUGUACGUCACAAAAACAUUGUGAUGCUUUUGGUUUAUUGCUGCAAGGAAAAUGUUAACAUCUAA